AUGGAUGUACUAUCAAACUCUUCAAAGGAUCAACCAAUACUCAUACUCAAUGCUCUGGUCAAACUCAGUACUCACUUUCAGGUUAUUCGUAUAAAAGUGCAUAAUACUUAUGAAAAUGGAUAUGGAGGUGACAUUGCAAUGUUAGAACUGAAUGACACUCUGAAGAUAAGUAGCCAAGUUAUGCCAGCAUGCAUAGAUUGGUCAAACAAACUGAAAUUACUAGACAAACCAUAUGUUUCUGGUUUGAUUGCAGGAUGGGGCAGAACUGAACUAGGCGAUUAUAGCGAUGAGCUGAGAAGUACCGAAGUGUUAAUGAUCAAUCGUACAACUUGUAACAAGCGACUGAAAUUCCCUAACAUACCUGCUGACAAGUGGUGUAUUAUUUCUGAAGACGGUUCCUGGCUUUCCUAUGGUGAUGUUGGAGGAAUUUUGUUCCCGAAGUAUGAAGAAGGAACAGGAGAAAAAACUUAUUACCUGUAUGGUCUUAUAUCUGUUAGCAUUGGCAAUGAUACUGUUGCAGUUACCAAUGUUUUGUCUUAUGAAUAUUGGAUCCAACAUAUAUUUUGA
This is a messenger RNA of Nezara viridula (southern green stink bug), 567 nucleotides long. The record is from the annotation of a GenBank genome assembly. NCBI's taxonomy places the organism in Eukaryota, Metazoa, Arthropoda, Insecta, Hemiptera, Pentatomidae.